Somion occarium is the source of this 1108-nucleotide messenger RNA. The record is from the annotation of a GenBank genome assembly. Lineage: Eukaryota; Fungi; Basidiomycota; Agaricomycetes; Polyporales; Cerrenaceae.
AUGACUUUUUCCUUUUGAGCCACUUCCGCAGGAGGGAGAUGGGCUAGAUCAUCUGCCGAAGGUGUUGGAUAUUUUGUCUGAAGUUCCGUUCGGUAUUCCUCGAUCGCUGUGAGGAAGGAGAUCAUGGCCUCGAGGAUUCGCGGGAUGUCCCUUUGAACGACACCGUAUUUGUCUUCUGUCAGUGAAUGGCAAACCAAUUGCGACAGUGCUAUAAAAUAGAUCCGUCAACCAGCGGCAGGCAGACAAAAAAGAAAGAUGCUUACCUUGGAUGGCCAACGCGUCCAACUUCCUAUUCGGCACUGCACAUUCCACGACCUUAUUCACUCUCUCCCUAGUCCACCACCUGCCCAAUCGUUGCUUUCCCUCGACGACCCUCUUUGGAACGACCUUCUCAACCUGUGUCUCCAAAGCCUUCAAAAGCAUCGUUUUCCACCGUUUCGGAUCAAGAGUCUUCGCCAUCUUUUUCAUCUCUUCCUCACUUUUUUUCAAAGCGCUACUCUCAGAGACAACUUGUGAAGGUGGAGCGUGCAGGACUGAACGGAACAAUUCUGGGACGUUCUCGCCGGUGGCCAUAAUAAAAGGAAAGUCACGUGCAAGUUUGAAAACAGAUGUGCGAAGAAGAGGUGUCUGAGGGAUGCCCGGUGGUGGAGGAGGCGCCUUUAACGCAGUGGGUGCAGCAGCGGGAGCUACAUAGGGAAAGCCCAUGAACUCAAACGAUCACACAAAACUAGAAGCUCAAACUUACCAGGAGCCUCAGGUUUUCCACGUCUCAACAACAAUUGAUAAUCCUUCCCAAGAGUAAUCAGACUCUCCCUCACUAGCGUACUCCACAUACUCGGGUUGUACUUCUGAUCUGCAAACAAAGCUGAUCUCUGAGCGCGAGCUGCAUCGGAAUCCUCGUUGGCGAAAUGAACGAGCUCGUUAUAGGCAAAGUGUUUGAAGUAAAGAUCGGAUGAAGUCGUUCCAGAAAUGAUGGUAAGAGCUGGGUCAGCGGUUGUUUGCGAGACUGUGACAGGCUUCGAGGCAAGUGAUCAGAGAAACAAACAAUAAUGAUUAGAGUGGGGUGUGUAUGCGUACCUCGGAGACGACAUGAUCAAAAACACUCUCC